Messenger RNA from Cercocebus atys (sooty mangabey), 11005 nucleotides. RefSeq names its product DENN/MADD domain containing 1A (gene DENND1A). Gene Ontology annotation, molecular function: phosphatidylinositol phosphate binding; guanyl-nucleotide exchange factor activity. Bases 6210 to 9230 code for a protein of 1006 amino acids. The record is from RefSeq and is a predicted model, not a curated record. The transcript is spliced from 20 exons. Gene Ontology annotation, cellular component: cytosol; clathrin-coated vesicle. Lineage: Eukaryota; Metazoa; Chordata; Mammalia; Primates; Cercopithecidae. Gene Ontology annotation, biological process: endocytic recycling; endocytosis.
CAGCCUAGGUGACAGAGCAAGACUCUGUCUCAGAAAAAAACAAAAAAGAAUUCACAUCAGAGAAACCUAUUUACAUCAGAGAAACAUAUUUCUGCCAGGAGAUUUGCUGACUGAGCAUCUUUUCUCUAAAAUUUAUUUUUUAGGAUUUCUGUUUUGAAAAUUAUAAAUACAGCCAUAUUUUGAGGGAGUUUUUAAAACAACAAAUUUAGGCUUUUGUAACAUUAUGGACUGCUUCUCUUGGCUUAUAAUAAAGCAGUGCCAUCUGUACAAAGGUUAUUUUAAAAAUCAGGAGUGACUGAGGGUAAGAGUCCAUCAGCGUCUCAACAGAGUGACCAGUGGCAUUUUAUGUUGUAGCUUUGGGUACCUUGUUGUGGAUUCCCAGCUCUUCAGCCUGCUCGUGUUUGGGGCCCUCUGAUCUGUUGAAAGGCUUAUUUGGGAAACCUGCCUAUUUCAUGCUGUGGCUGCUGUCUGGUUUGGGUGCAGAAGGAAUGCGCAUCAUACCUCUUUUCAGGGCGGCCCAACCAUUACUUAUCACAUUUUCCAAGCUCUGCACUUGUUGCCUCUAUCAGAUCAUUCCUAAUGCCAUGAUGACUUCUCACACAAAUCGAAACCAGGGACCAACUUUAGUGGAAGUUAUGCCAUAUUUGACUCUCUACUUAGUGCCUGACUUAUACAUAUUGGGCAAUGAAUGAGUGAAUGAAUGCUGUCUAUAAAACAAAUGAGCUUAAUUAUUAUCUCAUUUUGACAACACCUAAUCAAAUGUAAAGUAUAAUCACUGUGUAACAUAUACUUUACUGAAACCAUUCCCGGGGAUUUUUUUUCAGAAAAGUACUUACUAGUAUAGGAAGUCACACAACUGGAUUUGACCCUGAUCUACUUUGUGACUGUGUGACUGUGAGCAAGUUACUUAGCUUUUCUGUGCAUCAGUAUUUUUUGCCAUUCGGUAUCUGGGGAUAUGAUGGUACCCUACUUAAAAUUACAGUGAGUAAAUAAGCAAAGGCAUGUAAAGCUCCUGGCAUUUGGUAAUUCCUAAAUAAAUAGUGGUCUCUACUACUAUUAAAAUAUUUACCACUCUACUUCUAAUACUUUGAUCGGUUUGGUGCACAGCAGUCAAUGUGCUUGGACCUAGGUGGACCUUGUAGUUGUCGUUGAAUAGAUUCAAUCCUCUUCAGGGUUGCUGGGCUUCCAUGUGAUUAACUGUGUACAAAGAAUAUUGUUUCCCUCAGCCUGACCCAGGUCUGCUGCAAAAUUAGAUAGGUGUGAAGGUUUUCCUCAGAAAAGGAAAUCUGGUGGGCCAGAGAGAAUCCCAUGGCAGAGUGAAGGAAGAAGGGCUGCUUGUCUUGUACAAAUUCUUGCUUUACUGUCUCUCAAACCCCUUGGUUUCAUUUUCAAAAACAUUUUGGGAAAAACUUCUUGGUGAAAGAGUUGCUUCGUCACUUAAGGUAACUUGAGAGCAGGCCAGUUUCCGGUCUGUCUUUGUUGCCAGCUCUCUAGUUGAAAGGUUCUGCUUCAUACCCGAAGGAGGCUUUGAACAUCAGCUGUCUGGAACAAUCUCGGGCCUUAUCGCUUAUUUUAAUGUUCCUUGCACAGGGUCAUUCUUGGAUGUGGUGCUCUGGGCAAUCUCACCCCAGAAUGCUUCCCUUCCUUUAUUUAACCUCUGACCUGUGAAAACAAGAGUUAAUCAAGAGUUCUAAGGUAGCUAAGAGGAAGGGGAAGUGUUUGGUUACAAAUUAAAUAUGAACAAGUCAUAAGUCAUAAAUCCCCAGUAGUGCCACCAGUUGUGUGUCUCAAGUUGCAUAUGGUACAGAGUGUUUGGGUUAUAAAUUCAAGUUCAGAGCUCUCUGAUUGCUUGGGGGUAGGUGCGAGGUUCAUUUUAUUUUGGCCUAAAACUCUGCCUCCUAAAACAUUACUUUUAUUGGACGAGCUUCAUUCAUAUCCUACUUUAUCUGUGUGCCUGUCUCUCCUUCUUCCUUUCUUUACCUGCCUGCCUACUUGUGUUGAUUGGUGUGCUGUUCUGUGAAUUGAGACAGAACUGCUUCCCUGAAAGAAGUUAAGCAUAUGGAAAAAGUUGCCAAGGAAAGGCAUUGAAGCAUAGAGCGUAAAUGGGUUUAAGAGACAGCCAGACACUUUUAUAGAGAGAUUUGCGAUUGAAUGAUAUAACAUUCAAGCAGAGAUCUGGGGUGGAAAUGAACUUAAAUGAGUACUAUUUGUGGAAAGCUGAUGCCCUGUCUAAUCUAGCAUUUCCUUAAUUGUCACCAUAAGCAUACAUUUAAAGCUUUAUACUUUAAAUUAAAAAAGGCAACACAGUCUGUUUAAGAAUCUAAGACAUAGGCCAUAGUUUUUCUAGAAAAAGUUCUUAAAAAUAUGCAUUUAGGGUAUAGCAGAGGCACUGGGUCUUGACACGAAACACUGGAAACUUAAAAUACUCUUCUGCCGUGUUUGAUUAAAACAUUUUAAAUUGAGCUAUUUAUAUUUGUGUUUCUGAAUAUAACAUGUACACUAAUUCCUGAAGCAAUAAAGAGCUGACACAUGACUAGUGUCCCUGGAGCUGGCAAAGUAAGAAAACACGCUGAAUUGUUGGGAGGCAGCCAGAGUUAGAUUGCUCAGAACACUUGGAGCGGAGGGGCUUUUGGAGGCGAGCUUUCCUUUAUCUUAUCAAGCACUACAGUGAGAACCACAAGGUAAGAAUUUUAUAUCCUAAUCUCAGGAUUGAUCCUUGUGCGUGAUCAUACAACUAUUGUAUUGUUGAGAGCAGGUCAGACUUAGAAAUCAUGCUGGAUUGGUUUUGUGUCUGAUCUGUGGUUUUAGUAGCUGUGUCAUCUUAGGGAAAUGACUUCACUUCUCUAAGACUCAAUUUUCUCAUCUGUAAAAUGGGAUAAUUCAUCUCACAGAGUUAUGAAGAGUAAUACUUCAAAGCACCUAACACUUGAUACAUAGUUUCCUCCUUUACUGCAUUAGCUUCUCCUCCCCAGCCCUAAAAUGAGAUGAAUAUCAAAUGGCAUCUGACUGGGAUCAUUGAUUUUUUGUUGUUGUUGUUUAUUACUGCAAGUAGGACAGGGCUCCUCGUGUAGCCGUUUCUUCCUUUUGUUGUUGUUGUUUUUUUUUCCCCCAGUAGAGACAGUGUAUUUCCCCGGCUUUGAAAGCUCCAGUAGGGUGGGCCUUAGUUAGAACCUCACUAACCCAUUACAUUAUAUUACAGUAGUAAUUUAAACCAUAAAAUAAGAUACUCUGAAUGGGGAAAGUCUUGCAGGUGUGUGAAUACAGGAGUAGGCAGCUUCAUAAACUCUCUUAGGAAAAUGAUGAAAGGCCUAUGUGCUCACCCUGCCUGGGCUCAAUGGAAAAUAUCGAGAAUUACACUGAAUUGUCAGUGCAGGUGCCAUUAUUCCAAAGAUCUCAUGUUACCAACACUUUACCAGUGAUAACAAAAAAGUGCCUCUGUGCUUUCCUCCUGAGCAAUCUCCUUCAAUCAAAGUAAUACUGUCAUAGAAAAGAUGAUGACAAAUCCACUCCCUAAAAGCAACAAUUAUUGAAUACCCAUCAAGAAAGAAAAGAGCCUUGUUUCCAAAAUCAAAUCCAAGGGUAUGUUUGGGUAGAUUUAUAUAAGCACAGAUGUUUUAUGGGAGUUUUUGGUGUUUUUUCAUAAUGCAGAUUAAUAUUUUUACUCAUUCAGUACAUAUAAUAUAUUUUCCUGCAUAGAUAUAAUAGGUAUCACAAUGGGAUGUUAAUUAUGGACAUAAAUCAGAGAUUCUUGAGCUUAACUAAAUAUCAUAAUCAAUUUACAGUUUGAGAUUAGCUGCUGUGAGCAAAGCAGAAUGCCCAGACUGGGUGAGACUGGCUUAGAGCUCCCAAAGAGGAUUGCUUUUCUCUUAUUGAGGUUCCUUUGACUUUUGAUGUUAUCAAAGAGUAUGGUAUUAUCAGGGUGAAACAAAUCGUGCUCAGUUCCAGGCACUGUGAUAGGUGUGUUUACAUAUGUUUCAGCCUCAAAAGAACCACGCGAGGUAGAUAUUAUAUCCCCAUUUCACAUAUAGGGAAGGAAGAACAUGGCUCAGGCCACAGCCAGUAAGUAACAGAGCUGGUACUCAAACCCAGGUGUGUCUCCUGACUUUGCAGUCAGUGUAAAGUUGAUCAGUGAGGUGUCACUUCCUCUUGGAAGACUUUCCAGAACCUCUUCUCUGUUCCCUUUGUGAACCUCUAUCUGAGCACUGACCCAGUGCUGCAGACAUUAGCUGCCAGUGUGUCUGCUGCCCUCCCUCUUUAGACUGUGAGCUCCCCAGAUACUGAGACAUGGGCCUCAUUCCCCCAUGUACCUAGCAGAGGGCCAGGCAUAUACUGGUGGGUCUUAAUAAGCAUGGGAAGAUUUGUGGGUAGAUGCCAUUGAUGGAACAUUUGAGAAAUGAUUGAUUUAGAAACAUCAUUUUGGACUGGAAACAUCUUCUCAGUUUUAAAUUCUGUAGAAAUGUUCAUUGAAGCUAAAUGUGGUUAUCUCAGGAAGGUGAGGUGUGCUUCUCCCUUAGGGAGGAACCACAUAUAACUUUGGUGCUAAGGUUGUGGUUUGAGAAUCGUAGACCAGCCCACAUGAGUGAUUUCUGUUGCACUUAAAGGUGGGAAUGCUUGUUGACGGAGUGUAAUAGGGGAGAAGAUAUGUCUUAUAGAAGGCAGUGCAGUUGGGCUCUAGGGUCUUUCCUCCUUCCCACCUCGAGUUAGGAGGGAGAGGGGAAGGAAUGAGAAGUAUAGGAGUGGGAGAGCUCAUGUAAAAGCUCUUCUCUUUGGUGAGUUUGGAGAGAAGAGUAUCUUCUGAAGAGAGGGACAGAAGAGGAAAAAUGUUUGGAGCAGACUGGAGGAGGUGGGUAACAGGAGGCUUGUUGCACUACAGAUUAGAGGAUUCUUGAACAAUUUUAGGGGUUCACAUGUGCUUGAAAAAUUAGGUUUUCAGAUGAUUGUAAUCAGCCUGGUUUUGUGAAGUUUUUCUAUAGCAAUUGAAGUGGGAACAAAAAGAGUAGAUGGUGGGGUUUACUUGUGUUGGGGGAUGGGCAAGGGGCAAGAAAUCUUGUUUGUAAGUAUUCCUUGAUCUACUUUGAAUAAUCACUUGCUCUAUACUCAUUAUUUAUCCCAGACUCCAGCAGGACAUUGGCAGGAAUUGUUUUUUAAAAACUGGGUCAUUUUCCAAACCCAAGUGCUGCCUGCUCAAUUUGGAUCCCCACCUCCCAACUAGAGUUGGUUGACUGUUACUCUAUAGCUCUAGUGGUAAUUAAUGGCCUUAAUAGAACCUAUAGAGAUGAGUUAUGUCUGUCAAGGGAAGCUACGAUUUAUUGGAUGUCUCACAUGUGCCAGGAAUAAUUAGGGGUUAAACAGUCAAUACACAGUCACCAUCCUUGCUCUCAUGGAGUUGAGACCAACGGAGAAGACAGACAAACAAGCAUGUAUUACAAACGAUGGGGAGUUUUAAUGUAGAGUAAGCCCAGGAGGUCUUCAUAUUCUGGGAAUAAAAUGCAUCUAUUUAAUUGGGGACCAAAAGUUCAUAGUAAAAAUGAGGAAAAGGUUAGGAUUUUAUCUAGAAAAAGUGUAAAAAAGUAUAAAUUUACCUCAACAAACUCUGUCUCUGAAUUCCAACAAUGCAUUAAUUCUUACAAAGAAUGAUGCAUCAAGUAUUGUGCAGGAGAGGAGGUUAUAAUUUUUCUGACUUAAUAACACUUCAUAGUUGACUUUCACAGCAUAAUCAUAAAAGGAGUCAUUUUUUCCUAAAGUAUUUGAGGACUUCAGUUUCCCAAAGGUCUCUUUUAUCCUUUGAUAUUGAAAUCAUUUUCUUUUGAUGUGACUGUUGUGUUACUAUCCUUGUUUUUCUUGAUUUUUCUCUUUAUGUCUUGUUAAGUGGUCUAAUACAGCCAGGUCUUCAUUUGUCGAUGACUUUGCCUCAACUCUGAGCAGGUAUCCAGCAUGUCCAACAUGGGCUUCGUAGAAUCCAGUCUCCUUUGCAAGAGUUAUAGUUUUACUUUAUAGCAAAUUUGCAUUUUAUUAUAGACAGAGGAGAUACAGACAGAGGAGCAGGGAUAGAUGCUAGGUGAAACUGGAAGGGUGGAGAAGGGGACGUAUUGUCUGGAAACUGGAAGGGUGGAGAAGGGUCGUGUUGUCUGAAGCAGUCACAUUGUUGGUGAGUAUUUUCCUCUUGUAACAGCUUCUGUUUUCCUGCCCAUUCCGGUUGACCGCACGGUAUGAGGAAUUCCUGUAGAAUGCUGGAGGAGCCUCUGAUCCAGACACCAGGAAUCAAAGAGAGCUUCCCAACGCUGAGACUGCCAAGCUAUCUCCCCUGGUUCGAGGUAUUUUAUAAGCUGCUUAACAUCCUGGCAGAUUAUACGACAAAAAGACAGGAAAAUCAGUGGAAUGAGCUUCUUGAAACUCUGCACAAACUUCCCAUCCCUGACCCAGGAGUGUCUGUUCAUCUCAGCGUGCAUUCUUAUUUUACUGUGCCUGAUACCAGAGAACUUCCCAGCAUCCCUGAGAAUAGAAAUCUGACAGAAUAUUUUGUGGCUGUGGAUGUCAACAACAUGUUGCAUCUGUACGCCAGUAUGCUGUACGAACGCCGGAUACUCAUCAUUUGCAGCAAACUCAGCACUCUGACUGCCUGCAUCCACGGGUCUGCGGCGAUGCUCUACCCCAUGUACUGGCAGCACGUGUACAUCCCCGUGCUGCCGCCACAUCUGCUGGACUACUGCUGUGCUCCCAUGCCCUACCUCAUAGGAAUCCAUUUAAGUUUAAUGGAGAAAGUCAGAAACAUGGCCCUGGAUGAUGUCGUGAUCCUGAAUGUGGACACCAACACCCUGGAAACCCCCUUCGAUGACCUCCAGAGCCUCCCAAACGAUGUGAUCUCUUCCCUGAAGAACAGGCUGAAAAAGGUCUCCACAACCACUGGGGAUGGUGUGGCCAGAGCGUUCCUCAAGGCCCAGGCCGCUUUCUUCGGUAGCUACCGAAACGCUUUGAAAAUCGAGCCGGAGGAGCCGAUCACUUUCUGUGAGGAAGCCUUUGUGUCCCACUACCGCUCCGGAGCCAUGAGGCAGUUCCUGCAGAACGCCACGCAGCUGCAGCUCUUCAAGCAGUUUAUUGAUGGUCGAUUAGAUCUUCUCAAUUCCGGCGAAGGUUUCAGUGAUGUUUUUGAAGAGGAAAUCAACAUGGGCGAGUAUGCUGGCAGUGACAAACUGUACCAUCAGUGGCUCUCCACCGUCCGGAAAGGAAGUGGAGCAAUUCUGAAUACUGUAAAGACCAAAGCAAACCCGGCCAUGAAGACUGUCUACAAGUUCGCAAAAGAUCAUGCAAAAAUGGGAAUAAAAGAGGUGAAAAACCGCUUGAAGCAAAAGGACAUUGCUGAGAACGGCUGCGCCCCCACCCCGGAAGAGCAGCUGCCAAAGACUGCACCGUCCCCCCUGGUGGAAGCCAAGGACCCCAAGCUCCGAGAAGACCGGCGGCCAAUCACAGUCCACUUCGGACAGCUGCAGAGACUGCGUCCCACCCGACCGCCUCCCAAGAUACAGCGCUCGAGGCCCGUGCGCCCACCUCGUCCUCAUGUUGUUAAGAGACCAAAGAGCAACAUCACAGUGGAAGGCCGGAGGACGUCUGUGCCGAGCCCUGAGCACCUGGUAAAGCCCUUACGACACUACGCGGUCUUCCUCUCCGAAGACUCCUCUGACGAUGAAUGCCAGCGGGAAGAGGGCCCGAGCUCUGGCUUCACCGAGAGCUUUUUCUUCUCUGCUCCCUUUGAAUGGCCACAGCCGUAUCGGACACUCAAGGAGUCAGACAGUGCGGAAGGCGACGAGGCAGAGAGUCCAGAGCAGCACGUGCGGAAACCCGCAGGCCCCGUCCCAGCUCCCACUGACCGGGCUGCCAGCAUCGACCUUCUGGAAGACACCUUCAACAACCUGGACAUGGAGGCCGCAUUGCAGCCCCUGGGCCAGGCCAAGAGCUUGGAGGACCUUCGUGCCCCCACAGACCUGAGGGAGCAGCCAGGGACCUUUGACUAUCAGAGGCUGGACCUGGGCGGGAGUGAGAGGAGCCGCGGGGUGACAGUGGCCUUGAAGCUUACCCACCCAUACAACAAGCUCUGGAGCCUGGGCCAGGACGACAUGGCCAUCCCCAGCAAGCCCCCAGCUGCCUCCCCUGAGAAGCCCUCGGCCCUGCUCGGGAACUCCCUGGCCCUGCCUCGAAGGCCCCAGAACCGGGACAGCAUCCUGAACCCCAGUGACAAGGAGGAGGUGCCCACCCCUACUCUGGGCAGCAUCACCAUCCCCCGGCCCCAAGGCAGGAAGACCCCAGAGCUGGGCAUCGUGCCUCCACCACCCAUUCCCCGCCCGGCCAAGCUCCAGGCUGCCGGCGCCACACUUGGUGACGUCUCAGAGCGGCUGCAGGUGGAUCGGGACAGGCGAGCUGCCCUGAGUCCAGGGCUCCUCCCUGGUGGUGUCCCCCAAGGCCCCACUGAACUGCUUCAGCCACUCAGCCCCAGCCCCGGGGCUGCAGGCACGAGCAGUGAUGCCCUGCUCGCCCUCCUGGACCCGCUCAGCACAGCCUGGUCAGGCAGCACCCUCCCGCCACGCCAUGCCGCCCCGAAUGUAGCCACCCCAUUCACCCCCCAAUUCAGCUUCCCCCCUGCGGGGACACCUGCCCCAUUCCCACAGCCACCACUCAACCCCUUUGUCCCAUCCAUGCCAGCAGCCCCACCAACCCUGUCCCUGGUCUCCACACCAGCGGGGCCUUUUGGGGUCCCUCCAGCUUCCCUGGGGCCGGCUUUUGCAUCCGGCCUCCUGCUGUCCAGCGCUGGCUUCUGUGCCCCUCACAGGUCUCAGCCCAACCUCUCUGCCCUCUCCAUGCCCAACCUCUUUGGCCAGAUGCCCAUGGGCACCCACACGAGCCCCCUACAGCCGCUGGGUCCCCCAGCAGUUGCCCCAUCCAGGAUCCGAACGUUGCCCCUGGCCCGCUCAAGUGCCAGAGCUGCUGAGGCCAAGCAGGGGCUGGCCCUGAGGCCUGCAGACCCCCCACUUGUGCCUCCCAGGCCCCCCCAAGGCCUGGAGCCAACACUGCGGCCCUCUGCUCCUCAACAGGCCAGAGACCCCUUUGAGGAUUUGUUACAGAAAACCAAGCAAGACAUGAGCCCAAGUCCGGUCCUGGCCCCGGCCCCGGCCCCGGCCCCGGCCCCGGCCCCAGACUCGGUGGAGCAGCUCAGGAAGCAGUGGGAGACCUUCGAGUGAGCCAGGCCCUGAGGGCAGGGGAUGCAUCGAGGCCCGAGGGUCCGUCCACUGCUGCGGUUCCGAGGGUCCCCUGCCACGCGCUCUGCCCAGGUUCUGCUGGUGGGAAGGGAUGGGACCCCUCUCUGCUGCCCCCUCCUCCCCUCCACACUGCCCAUCUCUGCGGUCUGGCCCUGCGGAAUGGCACCAGUUCCAAUCUGGGAAUCAACCCAGUUCCUGAGUGCCCGUCCCACCCCGCGGUUGCCCGUCCUCGGCACCCUUGAUUGGGUUUUGCACUAAAGAGGUCAGCUGGGCCAGUGAUUGCCCCAGACCAAGUCCUACCCACCUUCCCCCUGGAAGUGUCCCGAGAGGCUCCGAAGGCCUAUCCUCUGAGCCCAGCUCUCCUGUUCCACCACAGCCAGGCCCUGCACGCCCACCUCCUCGGACACAAGUGGCAGGGUUACCCUCCAGUGUGAGCUCCUCUGCACGAGACACAGGCGGCUUGGGGUUGAAGUUAGGACUCCUCCUGGGCUGGAGGAUUUACCUGGUGGGGCACUUCCAGACUGUUUCUAGCAAUAUACACACACGUUCUUUCCUGUGUCUUCACCCCAAAACUUCAGUUGAUUCUGACCUGGGAGGGUCUGGGGACCAGGGGGUCUGGACUGCCUUGUGAUGCCCAGCCCCAGCCACCCUGCACGGGGACUGCGAGCACCAGCAACAUUGAUUUCUAGAAGGAAAAUAGAAACCCCAUCCGAGUGUUUUGGGGGGAGCCCCCACCCCCUCAUUCCAACUCUCUGGCACUCUGAUACCUCCAGGUUCUCUUCUGUCAAAGCUGGGUCUCAGCCUCUUGGCAUCUGGAGCUUUGUGGGCAAGCUGCGACCCAGAUUUCAACUCGAAGGUCGAGCGGAAUGCCUCAGACUGAUGCGGAGGCAGCUGGCCUUCCUGGGUUGGAACGAGGCAGUGGCCCUGAGCCCCUGCUCCAGAGCCGGGUAGAAAGGACAAACUUGGUCUCUGCCUCAGAGAAGCAGGAGAAGGGCUAGAAGCCAGUCCCUCCCCACCUGCCCAGAGCACCAGGCCAGCACAGAAAUUCCUGAGGCCACCGUCACCAAAGUUAGAGUGAAUGUUUUAUUGUUUAUCUUUUUCCUUUUUACCUUAUUGAUUUGAUGAGUCUUGAAAUUGAUUCAUUUCCAUAAACCAAGUUAAAGUAUGCCCCGACCAUUUAAGAAAACAGCCAUCUGAGACACGCAGGAAAUUGUGAGCAUUUCGACCCGAGCUCUCAUUUCCUAUUCGGGAUGGGUCAGACACAGAGUCUACCCAGGGGUGUCUGAGGGGGACAAGGAGUGGGGGGGGGUCUCUGGAGAUCUGUCACCCAGGGAGCCCCCUCUGUGUCUAAGAGGCCACCACUGCUGCACAUGGUCAGGGAGGCUUGGUGGCCGUCCUGGCACAUGGCUUUUCCUGGGCCAACUGUGACCUGUCUGGCUCAGGAAUGGGCUCUGGCUGCUUGGGGAGCCGUGUCACUCCUGGGCCAUGGGGGCACCUCCCGGGCACUUAGGUGUUUCACAGAGAUUCCAGUUUCACUCCCUGGCCAGAUCCCCAGGCCCCAUCCGGGAUAGGGCAGAGGCGGCGCUGGCAGCCCCAGGGAAGGAGGGUGUGUACCCCAAGGCGCCCUGGCUGUGCUGGGGGACUGGGGUGAGCGCUCCAUGGUCACAUGAGCACUGCUGCCUCUUCACUUGUGGGACUGACUUUGCAAACCCAAGGAUGAACUUUGUGUGCAUUCAAUAAAAUCAUCUUGGGGAAGA